GCUCAUUUCUCAUGAAAUGACAUGCGUAUGUUACAAUGUGGAAUUUUUCAGGGUAGCUAAACGGCACACUGAUGAAAAGAGCUUCUUUGGGGGUCAGUUGCACGUCUGCUAUGCCCCCGAGUAUGAAACUGUGGAAGAGACGAGGCAAAAGUUGCAGGACAGGAGAAGAUAUGUUAACAGAGCAAGCCAAAAUACAGCAAAACAACACGAUCGACAAUUAGAAGAAAGCACAGAGUCAUCAAGCACGGACACACAAACAGCUGCAACACCUGAGAUCCAGAAAGGCUCUGAAAAGGCCAGAAUAGAGAAUGUGGACUCUGACGACAUGGGCUUUCCUGUUCUUCCUUUGCCCUCAGUGGAGAAUGUUUCUUAUGGACUUCAUGGUUUUGCACAGCCAUUACAGUUGCAGUGGACCACUGAUAUAAGAUUACCUACUACAGAGGAUAAGAUGGGCUCUCUACAUAAUGCCACCCCUCCUGUCACAGAAACUUCAAAGCAGUGUACAUCCUCUGCAUCUUAUAAAAAAGAGAGAGAUCUGAGUGAAAGGCGGAAGAACCUGUCACCAUUUCUUAGAUUUAUGCCAAGGACUACACAUUUGGAAAGUAGAAAAAGAAAGUUGGAGGGACAAGCAUUAUUUUUGAAUGAAACUGCUGAAACUGAGACUCUGAUUGGUCCUAAAUUACCAGAGCUGCCCAAGGUAGACAUGGAGGAUCAUUCAUUAAAUGUAACCGCCAAUUUGAUUCGUCAAACAAUGUGCAAGGUUACAGCUGUUGCAGAGGUCAAACCAGUACAAGGAAAGACCCCAACAGCAAAGCCACGCAGAAGAAUUUAAUAAGACAGUCAUGGUCUCACAUUGAGCAAUAUUUUAGAUAUUUAUUUCAGUUUCAGCCACAAAUAUU
This is a messenger RNA of Onychostoma macrolepis, 899 nucleotides long. RefSeq names its product RNA-binding protein 48-like. The transcript is spliced from 3 exons. Lineage: Eukaryota; Metazoa; Chordata; Actinopteri; Cypriniformes; Cyprinidae. Bases 17 to 832 code for a protein of 271 amino acids. The record is from RefSeq and is a predicted model, not a curated record. Gene Ontology annotation, cellular component: nucleoplasm.